GAGUGCCCCAUAAAUAAACAUAAAGAUAUGGAUUUGUAUCUAGAACUAAUAAAAGCUGGAACAGACAGUCCAAUAUCUUUACAGAGCAUUUUAUAUAAACCCUCGAAUAAAGUUAUUAAGAUAAUCAAUAAAUUUAUCAAAUUUUUUCAAGUAGAUCUAUAGAAUUUUGAAAAAAUAAUAAUAAUAACAAUAACAAUAAAUAAAUACUUCAGAAAAUACAGGGAAUCUCCUAAAAUGUCAAAAAUUAUAUUUGUAUCCUUAAAAUCCUUAAUCCUAACCGAAGGUAGCCAGCCCUAAACCUAUGUGAAAAUGUUUGGAAGCUACCCCCAAACGAGAAAAGUCUUAAGUUAACCUUAAAUGUUGUAACACUUUUCCCCCUCUAGCUACAGAAAAACAAGAAGAAGGACAAGGACCACAUAGGACCAAAAAAAAAAAAAUAGAUCUGAAGUUGACAGGACACCUGGUUGUGCAUUGCCUUGAGCAAGACGCGCAUAACCAAUAACAUGUACUGGGUAAAUGAUUAAAAAAAAAUCGAAACCCAAAAAAAAGGAAGAAGAAGAAGAAGUUUAUUUUACAUGUGUUUAAUAAAUUUCGUAAGAUAGGUGUUUUUAUACCGGUUUCUAGAGUAUUCUAAUUGGGUAAUACAAUACCUAUAACUGUGUAAUUCGAUUAUUGUGAAUCCAAAAAUGAGUUGCCCUAUAGGGAAAGACGCCGUUGACAAAUUAAAACAAUUUAUAUCACUAUGUAAGUCAAAUCCUGAUAUUCUUCAUUUGCCGGAUCUUAAAUUUUUCAAAGACUAUUUGGAAUCCUUGGGUGCCUCACUCCCUGAAACUAGAAAUAUGCCAUCGGAUAUCAAAGUAGAACCCAAGGAAGCUACUGAUACUGAAGAGCCAGUGCAGGAAGAUGUAGAAUCUGAUCCGGAAUCCGAAUUGGAAUUUGACAUGACUGGAUGUGUAGAACCAGAUUUUAUAGAUGAUAUGAAUCAAAAAAUGGGUGAUCCCUCCAAAGAAUUGUCCGAAGAGGUUACAGAUCAAGCUGAUGAGAAAAGAAUGGAGGCUAUGUCACAGUUAUCUGAAGGUAAUAUUGAGAAAGCCAUAGAAUUAUUCACAGAGGCCAUAGAACUCAAUCCAACUAGUGCUUUAUUAUUUGCAAAGAGGGGCCAAGCUUAUCUAAAGCUUACCAAGCCAAAUGCUUGCAUCAGAGACUGUACAAGAGCCUUAGAACUGAAUUGUGAUUCUGCCCCUGCAUAUAAAUUUAGAGGAAGAGCUUAUAGACUGUUGGGAGAGUGGGAAUUGGCUGCUAAGGAUUUAAGGCAAGCAUGCAACAUAGAUCUUGAUGAACAGACUGAUGAAUGGUUAAAGGAAGUCACACCAAAUGCUAAAAGAAUUGAGGAACAUUUGCUGAAGAAGGAGAGAAAGAAGAAAGAUAAAGAAGAGAGGGAAAGAUUGGAUAGGAUUAGACAAGCAAGAGAAGCACAUGCUAAAGCUGCAACUGCAGCUAAGGAAGAACCAGAAGAUGAUGCUGAUCCAAUGGGAAAUGCAGGAGAUUUCUAUAAAUUGUUCCAAGACCCUGAAGUUAUGGCAGCAUUGCAGGAUCCAGAAGUAUCCAAGGCGUUCCAAGAUAUCUCAAUGAAUCCUUCCAACUUCGCCAAAUAUCAAUCUAACCCCAAAGUAAUGAAUCUCGUCACUAAACUUUCAAGUAAAUUCGCAGGAUCGGGAAUGAAUAUCCCUGGAUUCCCAGGUGCAGGCAUGGGAUUCCCUGGUGCAGGAGGCAGUUUCCCAGGUGCAGGAGGCGGUUUCCCAGGUGCAGGAGGCGGUUUCCCCGGUGCAGGAGGCGGUUUUCCUGGCUUCCCGGGUGGAUUUCCCGGAGCAGAUACAACUCCAAAACCAGAACCUAAACAACCCGACGACGAUAAUCUAGAUUAAAGUGUUCCUUGUUUUGUUUUAAAUAAUAUUCUACUUUGUUGUGAAUUAGAUUUUGACACAAACGAAGAUUUCGGUAGAUUUUUCCAGUUUCUUUUUUUUUAUUCAAUUUACUGUUCUAUAGUAAUGAAAUAUUUUGUUGGUUGCUAAUAAAUAAUAAAAAUAUUGUAUAAUUAAAUCGGUAUUUAAGGGAUAAAUGAUACCAUGUCAUCAUUAUCACGAAAAAAAGUAUUUUGUACAAGCCAUGUAUAUGUAUUGUUCGUAUGCCUUCUGCUAAAAUAUUAACGAUUUCACAUCGAACUGUUAAUUGUAUAAAUAUCAUAUACUCCCUUUCCCAAUUACUCUGUUGUAUGCUUCAUUAUGUCUUUAUCUAAUAGAAGCGUUUUUUAUAAUCAACACCAUAUAUUAUGACAGUCGUAUUUUUCGCUCAGUAGAGUUUAUUUUAAUUAAAGUUCUUUUUUUAAUGUUCUUUUUUAUUUUAUUAUUGUUGAUGUGGUUGAAGACUGAAUCUGAUAAAAAUCUCAUGCUCGUGUUAAUCUUUUUCUCAUGAGGAUCUUUCAGUGCGUCACAGUUUUUCGAUUUCUUUCUAACGCAUUCAAUUGUAUGUGACAGAAAAAAACGCACGUCGGUGAUUACAUUUCGUCGGUGACAUUUAUAACAUUUAUUCUAGUUGUCACUAGAUGGCGCUAUAAUCGAAAAUAAAAUAAUUUUCGAAUUAUAUAAUAUAUCUACGAAUAUAAUCUGAACAAUUUAUAAGACUAUACAAAUCAAAGAAAAUACCAUUUUAUAAAUGCAAUAAACACAAUUGAUUUGUUUUUAUGCCAAAUUGCAAAUAAAAUGUGACAACUGUCAGAUUUAACUAAAACGUCAUGUCACUAAAAUGUAUAUUAUCACGGACUUACCUUUUUUUCUAUCAUUUGUGACGCACUGAAAAAUGCUCAUGAAAAGAAGCAUAUACAUAUUUUUCACUUAAAAUUGAUAGUUCUAGCUUACUAAAAUUCUAAGUUGCAGUUAGUUUCACAAAGCAUUUAGGCCUGGAUCCCGCGCACCAAAAAUAAGUUGAUUAAUAGCAAGCUGAAAAUUUGUUAAUAGCUUAACUGUGUCUAGUCGGACAAACUUUGGUGUAUGGGAACACUGGAACAGAGGAAGUUUUAAUUGUGGAACGUGUCAUCCUGACAAGUUUACGAUUGUGAAAACUAACAGCUUGUUUUAAGUUUACUCAAUAGCAAACUUUAUACUUAAUAUAAUAUAUGAAACAAAAUUUGUCCGACAGAUAUAUUAUUAUUAUUAUACAAUAAUAUCGAGCCAAAGCAAAGCUUAUAUGGCUCAAAGUACAAAAAUAAUUGUAGGUUAAACUAAAUAAUUGUAGGUAUAAUUGUUAAACUAAAUAAUAUAACAGAAAACAAAUUCUUACAAAAUAAAAAUUAAAUUAAAGUAAAUAUUCAAAAGAAUUGGUUUUCAUAAAAGUUGUUACAACAAUAGCAAAUUAAAACUAAGUAGAUAAAAAAAAUAAGUAUACCUAAAAAUUACAAAUUUUUUUCUCAUAACAAAAAACAUAAAAUAUAUCCUUACAUUUUACAAAAAUUGCUAACAUUACACAUACAAUGUCCAGUUAGUUCUCAUCAAACCUGUUUUUGAAACUAUUUAAGCUAAUAGCCCCUACGAUGUCAUCACUUAAACUGUUCCAUUGAUCAAAAACUCGAUUUACCAAAAAGUUUUGCCUUACAGUAGUUUUAAAAGGUUCCUUUUUCAAUUUAUAGUGAUGACCUCGUAGUCUAGCAUCUUCGUUGAUGUUAAAAAAAUUCGAUGUUCCCCAAAAUCCCCCUUAAGAAUUCUAUAAGUAGAUAUUAAAUCAUCUCGCUCUCUUCUACGAGUCAAUGGAGACAACUUAAGCUUUCUUAAUCGAGUUUCAUAGCUUAAUCUUGCAUAAUUAAAAGGUAGCUUAGUAGCUCUUCGUUGUACUCCUUCUAAUAAAUUAAUAUCUCUUUGUAAAUGAGGUGACCAAACAGGUAUUAGGCGUUUUAAUAAGUCCGACACGUAGAACAUUUCAAAUGGCAGGAAUUAUGUUGAUGAUAAAUAGCAGUCUGAUUUUUGCAUGAGAGUUUAAUCGCACAAAUCAAUUGGAAGUUCUGUCCGACAAAAUACAUGUGCCGUUUUCGUAGUCUGACGUUCGAAACUUGUAACGUGUUCCACAAUUAAAACUUCCCCUGUUCCAGUAUUUCCCUUCAUCAAAGUUUGUCCGACUAGACAUCGUUAAGCCAUUAACAAAUUUUCAGCUUGCUGUUAAUCAACGUUUUUUUGGUAUGCGGAAUCCAGGCCUAAUUCUGUUGCUAAAUCUACACCUGUCCUACACCUGACAAAAACGAAAUAUAAAAAUUGUCAAGUUUCAUAUUACCAUUUGUUUUAUAGGACUAGUUUCUGGUUUGAUGGUUGAUACAUUUAUUGUAAGGCUGAUGUUAAUUCACAUCCAAUUUAUUUUAGAGUUAGAUUUUCAUUAAUUUUGUUAAAUAAAAACUUAAGUAAAAUCAAAA
This is a messenger RNA of Diabrotica virgifera virgifera (western corn rootworm), 4453 nucleotides long. RefSeq names its product putative protein FAM10A4. Lineage: Eukaryota; Metazoa; Arthropoda; Insecta; Coleoptera; Chrysomelidae. The transcript is spliced from 3 exons. The record is from RefSeq and is a predicted model, not a curated record. Gene Ontology annotation, molecular function: protein dimerization activity; Hsp70 protein binding. The coding region runs from base 687 to 1925 and encodes 412 amino acids.